AUUUUUCCAAGUGGGUGUCUGCUGUAGUUGUCUUGUGGUUUUGACCAUCGAAAUUACCCUUUAAAACAAGGCUGCGGCACUCGAAUCCAAAUCCCUCCUCCGUCCUCUCCUCCAAUAUUUUUCAUUUUACCCGCCGCUGCUGCGUCUUUGCUUCCAUUCUCUCUGAAGAAAAAGAAGAGGAGGAGGAGGAAGAAGAAGAAGAAGAAGAAGAAGAAGAAGAAGUGAGCAAUUAGAGGGAUGGUUGUUGACGAUACGAUGGAGAUGAACGUUGUUAUUGGUUUUGGAGGCCCUUCUACUUCGCGAUUCCCCGAUGCUUAUCCCAAAAGGGUUUUGAUGGAGGGGAGAUACACUGGGGAUUGACAUCUUCAGAGUGUUUACAGGGUUAUUUUCUUCAGUUGUUUUUUCUUUUCCCCUUUUGCAAUGGCAAUAUUCUACUCACCAGAAACUAAUAUGAUACCAUAAGAGAUGAGCUGAAAUGGGAGAUUCUCUCCUCACAGCCCUUUCACUGGAGAAUCAUCACCCAUCUACACUUUUAUUCAUGGAUUCGAGUGCCUCGUCUCACGAAGAAUUGGAUUUGGAAAUGAGUAGACAGAUCGUGCUUUCCCGUCCACCCGAUAUUAAUUUACCGCUGUCGACAGAUUGCAGCUACCCUCUGCAGCCAUGGAAUUCUGAUCACUGUAGCAUUUUGGAUGUUGGGCUUGCUUCACAAACUUAUGAGACUGAGAGUUUUCUUACUGUUCCAAAGGUUGUACGAAAAUACACUAAGCGAUUAGACAGCAUUUGGGGUGCUUGGUUUUUCUUUAGUUUCUACUUCAAGCCUGUUUUAAACGAGAAAUCGAAGGCUAAGAUUACCCGUGAUGGCAAUGGUGUUUCGGGGUUUGAGAAAUCGGAUCUUAAGAUUGAUGUUUUUAUGGUUCAACAUGACAUGGAGAACAUGUACAUGUGGGCUUUUAAGGAGAGGCCUGAGAAUGCAUUAGGUAAAAUGCAGCUUAGAAGUUACAUGAACGGGCAUUCUCGCCAAGGUGAGCCUCCAUUCCCAUUUGGUGCUGACAAAGGUUUCGUUCGGUCACACAGAAUGCAGCGAAAGCAUUAUCGGGGUCUCUCGAACCCUCAAUGUGUACAUGGAAUUGAGGUUGUUGCAUCUCCCAAUCUAAUGACUCUCGAAGAAGAUGCACGGAAGAGAUGGGUUGAACUAACAGGCAGAGACUUUAACUUCACUAUCCCACCUGAAGCAAGUGAUUUUAGCUCAUGGAGGAACAUUCCUAGCCCAGAUUUUGAACUUGAGAGGCCAGUUCCUUCCAUCAAAAGUGCUUUAAAUCCUCAACCGAAGAAAUUGCUUAACGGAUCCGUGCUAAAUUUAUCAAAUCAGAUGUCGAACCACAGCAACUGUGAUUUGAUGGAUUUGUCACCUGUUAUCAGCAAGAGGAGGAAAAGUUCAUCUCCUCAAAUGAACGAUGAUGAUUGUGUAUUGACUGUCAAUCCUCCCGAUUGGAUUUCAGAUAUGGACAAGCAGUCGAACAGUCUGCAGUGGUUGAACGACUUUAGCGGAGUUAUGAAGAACAUUCACGGGCCCGUAACAGCUGCAAAGACGAUAUAUGAAGAUGGUGAAGGUUAUUUAAUAAUCAUCAGCUUGCCCUUUGUGGAUCUGCAAAGGGUGAAAGUUUCGUGGAGGAAUACGCUCACACAUGGUAUUAUUAAGGUUUCUUGUGUAAGCACAUCUCGCAUACCGUUCAUCAAGAGGCACGAUAGAACUUUCAAGCUUUUCGAUUCGUCUACGGAACAUUGUCCUCCAGGUGAAUUCGUGAGAGAAAUUCCUCUUUUAACCCGAAUUCCUGAAGAUGCUAACAUUGAAGCAUACUAUGAUGGACCAGGAUCUGUUCUUGAGAUUAUGGUCCCCAAACUCCGGGAAGGUUCAGAAGAACACGAGGUCCACGUUUGCCUUCGACCGCUCCUCGGAGUUAAAUCUAAUGUUAAGUUGAGAUAGGCACUUCUCGAAGAGAACUAAAGGUUAUUGUCCUGUUCCCAUGGUUGAUCUGUGAACGGUCUACUAACUUAUACUGCAAGAUAGAAUUUUAUGAACCUCAAUCUGCUUAUCACAUUUUUCUCUUUCAAUUUUCGUUAUUAGUCUUACGCAUAUGUCUCAUUCUGAUAGAACCCGCUCGCUGAUCAUCAAAGUCAUGAUUCUUUUACUUGAGAAAAGGCUGCUGAAUAUUUGGUUAAUGCCAAUACUGAAACUUAUUCUACUUCUACUGCUGCGUUACCAGAUGUGUAUUCAGUAUAUUACAGAACAAUGAAGGGUACCCGGUUCGAAUCUAACUUUCUGUUAGUAGCGGCCUUCGUUCUGAAAAAAAGGAGGAGAAAAUGAUACGAUUCGAAAUCUCCUGGCAUUAUGGCUGCUACAUAAUGUCCAUAAAUACUUGUCUGUAGACAUAUUUAACCGAAGUUGAUGCAUUCUGAGAAUUGUGUUGCAAAAGAUGCUUGUGAAUUUCUUAUCUUGUUGGAUGUAAAAUCUCGAGGAAGGCGAGGGAUCGCUGUCUCAGGAUAUUAUGAAGUUGUAAAUUGUAGUUGUUGCGUCGAUAUGAAUUCGGGUGUUCUCUGUUUACUUGACUGAUUAUGUGACUUGAAUAUUGUAUACGGUAAAACCCAACCAA
Momordica charantia (bitter melon) is the source of this 2651-nucleotide messenger RNA. RefSeq lists its product as uncharacterized. The record is from RefSeq and is a predicted model, not a curated record. NCBI's taxonomy places the organism in Eukaryota, Viridiplantae, Streptophyta, Magnoliopsida, Cucurbitales, Cucurbitaceae.